Fraxinus pennsylvanica is the source of this 939-nucleotide messenger RNA. Lineage: Eukaryota; Viridiplantae; Streptophyta; Magnoliopsida; Lamiales; Oleaceae. The record is from the annotation of a GenBank genome assembly.
AUGGGAACUGAGUCUAUGACUGGAUGGUCAAAUUAUGAAGUAAUGAACACAGAAGAAUACCAAGAUGUUUUCUCCUUUCCAAACUCAGAUUUCAGUAGUUUUUCUGCUAAUUUGGAGUUUCAGCAUGAUCAAUUGCCCAUUCAAGAAACUACUUUUGAUGCCGUGCCUUUAAUGGAAAUGUUUCUGCAUAAUGAUCCUUUAUACUCAAAUUUGCAUCUUGAACCAUACCAGAACCUAAUUCCAGAGAAUUUCUUCUGCGAUUAUGGAAGUGCAUUGGGAAGGUUUGAAACUGGGAAUCAACAGUUACUAUUGGAGAAUACUAAUAAAGAUAUAACUGUAGAGAAGCCUGUGCAAGAGGUGAAGAGAGUUAAAAGGCAUAGAGAAGUAAAAACCUAUACAAGCAAUUGCAAAAUAUUAUCGAGGGAAACAAUUUCUCAGUACUUUUACAUGCCAAUUACACAAGCAGCAAGGGAACUUAAUGUGGGAUUAACCCUUUUGAAGAAAAGGUGUAGAGAAUUAGGAAUUAGAAGGUGGCCACACAGGAAGUUGAUGAGUCUACAAACCCUAAUCAAGAAUGUCCAUGAGCUGGGGAAGGAGGAAGGAGAAGGGAAGUUGAGAGAUGCGAUACAGAUUUUGGAACAAGAGAUGAAGUUGAUGGAAGAGGUUCCCGAUUUGCAAUUGGAAGACAAAACUAAGAGAUUGAGGCAAGCAUGUUUUAAGGUAAACUACAAGAAGAGAAAGCUCAUGGCUGGAAUGCCAUCAAUGAUGUCGGAAUCAAAAUCUGCAGGCUCUAGUUGUUAUAAUCCAGCAGCAAGUGUUGAAAUGAAUGCUUUAGAUUGUGGUGGAUCUCGGGAUGAAGAAGAAUAUGAUGACGAUGAUGAAGAGAUGAAAUCUCUCCUGUCUUACUGUUUUUCUUCCAGUAGUGACACAAUCUUUUGA